Molecule: messenger RNA, 888 nt
Organism: Nematostella vectensis (starlet sea anemone)
Lineage: Eukaryota; Metazoa; Cnidaria; Anthozoa; Actiniaria; Edwardsiidae
Product: galaxin
Exons: 2
Coding region: 75-710 (211 amino acids)
Source: RefSeq, a predicted model, not a curated record
UUGCGUUAUAAAAGGCGAUGUGCACCGAGGCUACAUCAGUCUCAAGCCUGCAGAAGCCUUGAGAUAUAGUGAAGAUGGCCAAGCUCAUACAAAAGCUGUUUGCUGCCUUUUUAGCGCUGGCGUUCAUCUCUGUUGCAAUGGCAGAGUAUGCAGAAGAAGAUCAAGAAGCAGGCGAAGUUAAGCUGAGAGUUCGUCGUUGGUUCAGCAAUAGACCACGAUGCGGUAGACGCACAUACAACCCACGAUUUAGCAUGUGCUGUGGUAGGCAGGUCAGGCGAAAGAGCGGGAUCAGUCCCGCGUGCUGCGGGACCCGAAACUACGACGCGCGAUUCAGCAUGUGCUGUGGUGGGCAGGUCAGGCGAAAGAGCGGGAUCAGUCCCGCGUGUUGCGGGACCCGAAACUACGACGCGCGAUUCAGCAUGUGCUGCAGAGGACAGAUCAGGCGAAAGAGCGGGAUCAGUCCCGCGUGCUGCGGGACCCGAAACUACGACGCGCGAUUCAGCAUGUGCUGUGGUGGGCAGGUCAGGCGAAAGAGCGGGAUCAGUCCCGCGUGUUGCGGGACCCGAAACUACGACGCGCGAUUCAGCAUGUGCUGUGGUGGGCAGGUCAGGCGAAAGAGCGGGAUCAAUCCCGCGUGUUGCGGGACCUUGGUAUAUGACGCUCGAUUCAGAAAAUGUUGCAAAUACAACAGAGUUUGCAGCAGAGGCUAAAAUAACUAGUUAACAAGCCCUUUUGUGUACUAUCUACUAUAUAUUAUGUACUAUUAUACAAUGUAGCUCUAUAACAUAAAUAGUGUAACUUUUUCCGUGUAAAUAUUGGCUGAGAUAGGUAAUCUAAAAAGUAAGAAAGAAAGAGCUUUUGCCGCAAUAAAAUCAUAAAAUAAAUACA